Molecule: messenger RNA, 3371 nt
Organism: Coregonus clupeaformis (lake whitefish)
Lineage: Eukaryota; Metazoa; Chordata; Actinopteri; Salmoniformes; Salmonidae
Product: UPF0547 protein C16orf87 homolog
Exons: 4
Coding region: 282-743 (153 amino acids)
Source: RefSeq, a predicted model, not a curated record
UCAGUAGAGAGGAUAAAAAUUUAAGCAUUAUGCAGAACAUUUUAUGGUCUACUGUAUGUAGCCUACUGUUUUUUAGGCUGAGUUGCGCGCAUGCCCCAUGUCAUAGUAAAGGAAAAGCAUAAUGAAAUAGCUCUCUCAUUGACCUUAGUGCGCAUGGUCAUUGCUUUUGUGUCAUUUAUGUCCGUCUGAGCAAGAUCAGCUGCACUUCAUGUAUUGCAGAAAUAAGUUUUACGGCGUUGAAGUAGGCUUUUGAAAGGAAUCAUCGGACAAGGAAACAGAAUAUGUCGGUAAAUAAAGCUAAGAAAGUAAAAAUGGCUACCAAAUCAUGUCCUGAGUGCGACCAACAGAUUCCAGUUGCUUGCAAGUCUUGUCCCUGUGGCUAUGUAUUCAUUAGUCGAAAGCUUCUAAAUGCCAAACUGAAUGAGAGAUCACCACCAGCAAUAGACAAGUUGGAUGCAAAGAGGAGGAGAACUGAAAGAAUUCGCAGAGAGAAGAUCAACUCUCCGUCAACCAAUGACAUGGAGAACAGAAGGCGAUGCCGCUCCAACAGUCAAUCGGAUCAGAUCCGGAGAGGGCGGGGCAGGCCAAAGACAGUUGGGCUGAAGAAGCAGGAGGAGGAGAAAGAAAAAUUUGAGAAAGAAGUUGAUAUCUAUGCCAACCUCUCAGAUGAGAAAGCGUUUGUGUUUUCGGUGGCAUUGGCCGAGAUAAACCGAAAGAUCCUGGGCCAAAGACUGAUCCUAUAGACAGACCAGAUGUUUGCUGUGAGGGAUUGACAUGUGAAACCUAAGAUUGUUACUGUGGAGAGACCCAUGGAUGACCACCACAGUGUGUCUAAUAGGGUGUGAACUCUGACCCAAAGAACUCCCUGUCGGAUUGGUCGAAGCCUUGGGAAAAUGGAGAUGUUGGGGAACAUGGAGAAGCAGGCACCUGGUCUGCUCAAGAUGAAAUGUUGGAACCAACUAUUAUGGAAUUGGAGGGGGUAGGACAUCUGAAUAUUUAUAUUUUAAUCAGAUUUUAUAUUAUAUAUAUUAGAUGAUAUGGUAUAGGUAUAGGAUUCAUCACCUUGUCAACCAAGAAAGCUGUCAGUAACAAAUGCAAAACAUUUCUAUUAAAAAAGGGCAUAAAUGUGUUGAAGUAUGGAGGGCCAUCCUAGCAUUGUAACUGGCUUCUAUAACGUUAUUGGCUUGUAGGGCUAGUAAACACUGUUUAUUUAAAUCUAGAUGCCAUUGGAACAUAAUGUUCAAUAUAUUUUGUAUCAUGCUUAGGACUUUAGGAGAAGGCCUUGUACAUUUAUAUUUAUAAUGUUUGUGUACCAUCUUAAUUUAAAUGCAUAUUGUUUUAUCUUUUGUUUCAUUAUUGGUGACAUUAUAUGAAAUAUGUAAUAUUUGCUCUGGACACCUGUAAUUUAAAUGUCAAAGGCAAAUCCUAUUUAAUGUGACUUAUUUUGUCAUUAAAAUAGAUUAAUCACAACCACCACUGUCAGAUUUUGGGCCUUAAUGGGCAAAUGUUAGUUUUUAUUGAAGAGUGUGUUACUGCACAUACAGUAUAUUACUAGUGCAUGGUUUGUAUUACCCACCCUCUCAUGUCUAUACGUUACCCCGCAGCAGGCAGUGAGGGAUGGGCUGGGUCCCUGGGCCCCCGAGACACCUGUUUGUAACCUGCCCAUUUCUCCUGGAGACAGCUGCUGCUGCCGUUUCUCCAGCUCUGCUCUGCCUCCCUCCACAGGGAAAGGCCCUGCCAUUAACUGCUCAUCCAUCUGGAACACAUCCCAGUUUCCAUGGAACUCUCAACAGAUCUCAACCUCACAUUGUUAUCCUGUUGGAGACAUUUUCACCUGCCUGGCCUCUUCUUUGUACACCAAACUGCAUUAGAUACAUGUAUGAAUGUAUAGAAACAUGCUUACAUCAUAUCCUGUUUAUUCAUACUAUGAGUGAAACCUGAGAGGAAACACUGCUGGGGUUUGAAUAUGCAAGGCAGGACUGUAAAUGAUGAGAUAUAAUGAUAUAAUGAGACUUUCUUCUUGGUUAAGAAAAGGGUUCUGUGUGCUGUAUUAUUGACACCUCAGUCCUUGUGAGAAACUGUGGGCAUUCAGUGAACCAGAAAGAGGCCGUGUUAAGCAUGCCCCUAUGGGAAAUACAUGUGAGUAAAAACAAAAGACAGUGCUGUUCCUAUAGGGGGAAAAGUAAUUAAUUAGAAUCUAAGUGAAAUAAUGAAAAGGUUAUUUGAGAGUUGGAUUAAAGAACUUUGACUCUUACAUUUACUGUGUAAUUGACAGAACCCAGAUGGAGUUUCAUAAGAGUCGGGCAUUGGCAGUAUAUGGCUGUAAAUUAUCCAGGAUGCAUUUUUUUUAUGUCAUGGGGAUUAUGUGGAUUGGCUGCCCUAAGACAUUGUAUUUAUUCCCCCCAAAUAGUCAGAGGAGAGUUACACACAAUAAAGAAGGGAUUCAGGGUGAACCCAGGAUUUUUUUCUUCUCAAAUCCAUUUACAUAAGAUACUUGAGUAAAGCCUGCCUGUUGCAAUGCAAAACCACAGGAGAUGGUUGAACUUUCAAAUUGGGCCUCUGAGUCGAAUACAUUGAAACACUGUGAAUAAUACACCUCCAUCCGCUAUCUACAAGCACUUUGAAAACAAAAGGCAUGAUGAUAUUAGUCAACCACUGUUCCAAAUACUGAAACUCAAUCUUAAUGACAUUUUCUGAGAAAAUGAGUAUGCUCUUUGAAAUGUAGAACACGACUGAAAUGAGAAUCGGUUGUUAAUGGAAAUCACUCAGGCAGUCAGACCUUAUUUGGAUCUUUUAAGGGUAGAGGGAUAAAGGAUGCUACCUGAUGAGCACAGUUCAGAAAUGACGUACUGUACUGUGAGAAAGUAAGACUGUUUGCAGAUGGAUCAUUACUACAUAUGGCUAUGAGUGGGGCUGAAAUGAACACGCUGAGGCCAUGCUGGCAGGGCAGUUAACGAUGAAACGCCUGGCCCAGCCUGAAUACCAUGCCAUAUUACCACAUGCCCCAGGGUGGAAAUGGAACACUGAGAUUCCUGGCUUUAUAUCUAACACGAAAUAGUGAGUUGAGCAAUACUGAGCACCCAGGCCCAUAGACAGAAAGAGAGAGAGAGAAGAGUGGUGUAGGGAGAGAGAUACAUGUGCACACUAACAGUCAGUUAUUCUUACUCAAAUAAAGUUGCCAUUUGUUCAGUGUGGAGUGUUCCCCAAGUCACAUGACUCGCAUGUGGUCUCAUUAACCAGGGAGAGAGUUCUUUGUUCAGAUCUUGGCUACUUUCCAAUGUAACAUGAGAUACUGUAUAUUAUUAGUUUGAUAUUCUUAAGGAAUUUGAGGACAAUUUUAUUAUUAUAAAAACGAUUAAACAUACAGUAGC